This is a messenger RNA of Daphnia magna, 5288 nucleotides long. RefSeq lists its product as uncharacterized. Bases 2465 to 5149 code for a protein of 894 amino acids. The record is from RefSeq and is a predicted model, not a curated record. Lineage: Eukaryota; Metazoa; Arthropoda; Branchiopoda; Diplostraca; Daphniidae. The transcript has 12 exons. Gene Ontology annotation, biological process: base-excision repair, AP site formation. Gene Ontology annotation, molecular function: DNA binding; mismatch base pair DNA N-glycosylase activity. Gene Ontology annotation, cellular component: nucleus.
AAACGGCCACAUCCUAAAAAGGCCACGCCCCACUCUCUCAUUUAGGCCGCUUUUCUAACGAGAAGCGUCAGACUUUUAGGCCGACGUUCUACUCACGUUUUUAUUUCUCUAAAUCUUUUCACGAUGCAUUUGAAAAAAAACAAAACUGAGAGACCAGCACAAGCUCAGGUAAAAUCAAUAAUGGCCGCAGAGAGCUUCGUCAGCUGUGUGUGUGUGAACCAAAUAACUGAAACUAUAGUGGGCGUUAUUAUGAAAGCAAAGUUCAUCGUUCGCUUUUCCAACUGAUGACUUAAAAGCCUUUUAAUCGAACGUUUUAUUCUGACCACAACAAAAACACAUUCAUGACGCAAGAUUUUUUUUUUUUUUAUUGACCAUCGAUUAGCACGUACUCGGUUUUCAUUUCUUAUGGGGGAGACCCCCACACACACACACACACAAAAUGCAACAAAACGAUUUAAACUUUUGUGUGUGUGAAGGUGGCCCUAAGGCCAAAGCAACCCCAUGAAAAUGGAAGAGACCGAAAAAUGUGGGGGACCCUUAUAAUUUUUAUGGAAGCACGGUUGGGUUUACCUGCGCCCGUUUCGAAAUAACCCCCCUCGGUCAUCCGGCCCGUAUUUCUUUUUCGUCUUUGCUUUCGCUCAUUCCUCCUACCUCCCCCUUCUCUUACCACACUAUACGUCUAUAUAACCUUCCCUUCUUCUUCGUCUUUCGGUCGUAACCGAUGAUCACCCGCCCGCGAGCGGCCCGCGGCUGCGUUUUCCUGUGUGUGUGUGCCCCCGACCAUUUCCAAUGGGGGAGAGAGAGAAAGGGGAGGGAGGGGACGUUUUUUCUUUUCGAGUCAACGUGACCGUGUCCAGUCAACCGUUCAUAACUGCAUUUCUUUUGCUCUCUCUGUUAAAAGAAAUGUCAAGAGCGAAGAUUGUAAUCUUUACAUUUCCCCUUCUCUGAGUUUAAAAGAGGGGAAUAGUAUAGUGGUUGUAGUUACAUUUAUAUGUAUGCGAAUAGCUUUUUAUAGUUGAUGAUCAGGCACAGGAGGACUGCAUAACUCACGGUCGGCCAUUGGCCACCGGUUUGAAGUUGAACAGUUUCGAGUCAGAAAAACCCAUCAAAGUCCAGGCAACAAACCGACCAAACUUAAAGCUCAGUUAUUUGUGCUAUUGCAACAUUAUUCACCUUGAGUUUUUAUGUGUGUGACCAGUAACUAUACACACACAUCGACGAGAGUUUAGAACACGCCCGCGGCCCGGGCUUUUCAUGCUCAUUUUCUCUCUCUUCUUCGUCUUCUUCUUAGUCCUCUUCUAACGCACGCCGCCCUCUAUUUCCCUCCCUCUUCUUUUUUCUCCAUCCCCAUCGCCCUUCUUUUGCCUUCACGACGAGUAUAGUUAAGGGCCCGCCACCAUCACGAUAGCCAAGGUCGUGCCAGAGUCACUCUUAGCCUGUGUGUGUUAGUGCGGAUUGCGUUAGUGUUUUGUUUCUUCGUCUUCUUUGCUUCUCUCUCCCCCCUCUCUCUAACCCCGGACGCUAAUAUUAUUUUAUCACCGCCAUUAAAAAAAAAGAAAAAAAAAAAAAAGAGGAUGAAAGAGAAGAAAAUAAGAAAAGAGAAACAUUAAAAACCAUAUGUAAUGUUUCGUCCGAGGCCAUUAGAUUUCAAACGGCGAAAUCUAUCAAAAAAUAUGGUUUGAAAUGUUUUACGUAUUUUUCAAACAGACGAGAGCAAGGUAGUCGUGCACAAAGCAAUAUACAUACUACACAUAUCUUUGAGAAGUAUCUUGAAACAUUUUGGGGUUUUAUUUUUUCGCGUAUAUCCCCAUCGUCUUGUAGCUGUUUAGUAAAGAAGCAAUCCCCCCUCUCGAAAACGAAAGAAAAAAAACCAGUCUGACGCGCCGAGAGCUCAGGCCAGCUAGGGGAGGAGCCAAGUUGUUUGAUGCCAAGUGCAAGGGAGAGCUGUGUGUUGCUAGAGAGCCGAGAGAAAGUUGCGUUGUACUUUCAGCACUGAGUAGAUGAACUGAAAAGCUCAGCUGCUGAUGGUUUGUGUGUGUGUCUGCGUGUGUGUUGUGUGUGUGUAUCGUUAAUAUUGGAGUAAGAGCGACGAACUACCCACCCCUCAACUACUCUAUCGAUAGUGGCUCUAUUUUUUAUCCAUAGUUUGGUGUUGACAUGUUGGCUAGUCCGGAUCACCUUCCGUCAAAGUAUAGGAGCACAGCAGUGGGGACUUGAUUUUUCAAGCAGCCAUACACACACAAAAAAGUCCCAUCACACACGAAAACAAAAUGAAGAACGAUUGCAGCCCGAAAGAUCGCGCCUCUUCGGCUUCGAGAGCUUUGUGGUCAAAAGUUUGAAACUCGAGCGUCCUGUGAUUUUUCGAACCCCCAUCUUGGAUAUAUAUAUUUCAGUGUGCAUCGUCUGUUUUGUUCGUCGCGUUAAAAACGGCCUUUUCGUUUUGUUAAACCAAAGAUUGGAUAUCAUGGCUGCCCAGGAGGCCCUUCAUGGGCUCCACAACACUCCUUAUGUGAAAAAUGAACCAAUGGGCAACAAUGGGUACGACUACAACUACGCCAUCAAUGAAGGACCCUAUGCCAAUCAUCAUUACAACCCGUACAUGCACUAUGGAGAACCUCAGCAUACUUAUGAUCACCUGGCUUCUCAUCACCAACACUAUGCUCAUCAUCAAAAUGGACCUGGCCCCGAAAACCACCACCAUCCCGUUCACUAUCCACAGCCACAGAUCCCAAACCCUCACAUGAAUCAGCAUCAUCAUCCACAUCAUUAUGGGCACGGGAUGGAUGGAGGAAUGAGCCUUAAUCCUCCAUCUCACUACAACAUGAUGCCAUCGAACCCAGCCGGUCCAAUGUACAAAGAAGAAUCUACAGAAGAUCCCUAUAGUUUUGUUGAUGAAGAAACAGGAGCACAUCGAAUUGCAGCAGCACCUGCUGCCAAUUCAGUCAAAGCUGAACCCAAUGCUGUUCCCGUGCCAAAAAAACGUGGUCGAAAGAAGAAAAUUCUACCAGAAUCAACACAUAGGGACGUUGAUCCACAACCGCCAAUGACAAUGGACAGCAUUCUCCCGGUCGGUGCUGACGCCGCCGACGGGCAGCCAGGCAAGCGGAAGUACACCAAAUCUGAACAUUACAAACAGAGGCGAAGACAUGACCGAUUCAACGGCAUGACUGAGGAGGAAGUUCGGUCUAGAACUCUCCCAGAUCAUCUGGCCUCCAACUUGGAUGUCGUUAUUAUUGGAAUAAAUCCAGGCCUUUUUGCUGCAUAUAAAGGACAUCAUUACGCGGGACCGGGAAACCAUUUCUGGAAGUGCCUGUAUCUAGCCGGCCUUGUUCCGGAACCGAUGACGGCUGAUGAUGACUUUAAACUUAUGCAUUUCGGCAUUGGAUUCACUAAUAUGGUAGCCCGAGCUACAAAGGGUAGCGCCGAUCUGACGCGAAAAGAAAUCCGAGAAGGCGGCCGGAUAUUACUGGAAAAGUUACAACAGUACCGGCCAAAGAUUGCCGUCUUUAACGGCAAAGGUAUCUACGAAGUCUUUAGUGGCAAAAAGGAGUUCACCUUCGGCAAGCAGCCUGAAUGUAUUGACGGAACGAAUACAUUCAUUUGGGUGAUGCCGUCUUCGAGUGCCCGAUGCGCUCAACUGCCCAGAGCCAUGGACAAGGUGCCGUUUUACUCUGCGCUAAAGAAGUUCCGCGACUACCUCAACGGCCUCAUUCCCGAAAUCGACGAGAAUGAGGUGAUCUUCAACGACCCGAAAAUUCGCGCGGCUGAUGACGGAACGGAAAUUAGCGAACAUUUAUUGAUUCCUCUAUCGUCGGAUGAUCUGCCGGCCCUAGUGGGCGCUAGCGAGUUCUCAGCCGAUUCUGAACACCCGCAUCAACCAUCCCAGCAACAGAAUCUCCCUGCCUUGCUUCCCAUCGAUGAUGGAUUGGCUGGGCAGUUACCGGUAAAAAAGAAACGCGGUCGGCCCAAGAAAAUCCGGACGGACGGAUCAACUCCCAUCCCGGUGAAACAGUCGAAUGUCUUGGCUGUACAAGCGUCGUCCAGUUCGUCUUCUGCCAUGAACGGGGCGGACUUUGUGAACGGCCAACCGCCAAAGAAGAAACGCGGCCGACCGAAAAAGAUUCGGACGGAUGAAGUCCGUCCGGUGCCGCAAAUGAUGGACGCCAAUGGCGGAUUGAGCAAUUCGUUUGGCGGAGGCGGCGGGAGCAGUAGCUCGAGUCACUCUCACAUGGACAAUAAUCGUGGGCCACAAUCACCUGCUCCGGCCAGUUACAACAUGGCCGGUCAUUCGUUUGUCAAUAAUCAACCCAGUGUAAUCAAUCAUCCGUCAUCAUCAUCCUCCACCUCCAGUCAGCAACUUUCUCAUGCUCUGGACUAUUAUGGCCGAGCGUCCAGCAAUGUCGGAGGACCAUUAUCAGGACUGUGUAAUGACAUGUCUCCUCAUCCAUCCACAUCAUCAACACCUCAACCGGCCACGUCAUCACCUCGUCAAUUGGAAUUCGAUCCCGGGAUGAGAGAAGGCCACCCGAAAACGGAGCACAGAGCCACGCCAGCGGAACUGAAUGGCGAUUCGAGGCAUCAUCCAAUCACUUCGCCUGGCGGUAACAAAUCAGUGGAGCAGCACCACCCACCAGCACCUCCCAGGAGUCAUCCAGGAACUCCGCAGCCCAUGGCUUAUAGACCUACUCCGCCGGCUGCCCCUUAUCAUGUCCCCAAUCAAGUAAAGGAUGUUGCAAGUAAGAGCUUAUCAGGUCUGGAAUCGUUGGUUGACCAAAUUCCAAACAUGGCCGAAGGAGAACAGCAACAACAGCCGCAACAUCAACAACACCAAAACGGCCUACAUGGGCAGCAGCCCGUAGUCGUUUCAACGAGCUUCGGGCAUUACAGUACGGCCCCUACGCAGCCAAGUUUCUCUUAUCCUUCAACGUCAUUCGGCCAUUACGCGCCACACUACACUACCCCCAGUGGAGGAUCGUUUCCUCCCAACCUCUAUAAUCCAGGUGCCCAAGAAUCAGUUUUCAAUAGGACGGGGACAGUGUCGUAUCCGAUGUCGUUUCAAACGUCUCAAAUGAACGGUCGGAGUCCUGCCAUGGCUGCUGGCUUUCCAUACUCUAGUUACGGCCAGACGUACCUCUCUUCCACCGCAUAGUGGGGCGCCAUCUGGUUUCUCUCCCUACAAUCCGCCAGGAUCUGCAGCAGCUCUCGGUUUCCACCCGAGCACUUCUUAUGCCUACGGCACUUCCUACGCCCCUUCCUACACCACCACUCAAGCGGCCAGCUACCUCAAC